Messenger RNA from Oryza brachyantha (malo sina), 1764 nucleotides. RefSeq names its product O-glucosyltransferase rumi-like. Lineage: Eukaryota; Viridiplantae; Streptophyta; Magnoliopsida; Poales; Poaceae. Bases 193 to 1542 code for a protein of 449 amino acids. The transcript has 3 exons. The record is from RefSeq and is a predicted model, not a curated record.
CCUCUUCUCUUUCUCGCACGCUUGUCGUAGCCACGAGCAGCAGCUCCAGCCUCCAGCUACUUGUUCUUCAGGCAGGCCGACGGCGGCGGCGACGCCGGCGAGAGGGCGGCGCUGGCGCCGGUGGAGAACGGUGUGCCGCCGCCGAGCAACAAGGCCGGACGGCGGUGGCCACCGUCGCCGGCGGUGCUGCGGAUGAGGGGCGUCGGCUCCGUCAUGGUCGGCGUCGUCUUCCUCGCGCUGCUCAUCCUCAUCCCGCGAUGGCUCGGCCUUGACGCUUCGUUUCUACGUGACAGCACCAUGGUGAGCACCAGCGCGCGAGAAUGGCAUCCCCACCACAACGUCUCCACGCCGCCGCUCAUGCCACUGCCGUUCUCCUGCGGCAACGCCACCGCCGCGGCGACCUGCCCCGCGGAGCCAUCGCUGCCGGCGAGGCCUGCCAGCGGCGGCGGCGGCGACCACCCGGCGCCGACGUGCCCGGACUACUUCCGGUACAUCCACGACGACCUCCGGCCGUGGCGCGGCGCCGGGAUCACGCGCGAGGCGGUGGAGCGCGGCCGGCGGCACGCCUACUUCCGGCUGGUGGUGGUGUCCGGCCGCGCGUUCGUGGAGACGUACCGGCGGUCGUACCAGACGCGCGACGUGUUCACGCAGUGGGGGAUCCUGCAGCUGAUGCGCCGGUACGCCGGCCGCGUCCCCGACGUGGACAUCAUGUUCGCCUGCGACGACCCGGGCCAGGUGCGCGCCGCUGACUUCGCCGCCGCGCCGGCCGACGCGCCGCCGGUGUUCCGGUACUGCAAGGACAAGACGACGCUGGACGUCGUCUUCCCGGACUGGUCCUUCUGGGGGUGGCCGGAGGUGAACAUCGGGGCGUGGCCGGGGAUGUUGGAGGCGGUGCGCCGCGAGAACGAGCGCGUCCGGUGGCCGGAGCGGGAGCCGUUCGCCUUCUGGAAGGGCAACCCCGGCGUGGCGCGCAUCCGCGGCGAGCUCAUGAAGUGCAACCCCUCCAAUGGCAAAGAUUGGAACGCUCGUCUCUUCACCCAGGUACAAGAUAUACAUAGAGGGCAACGCGUGGUCGGUGAGCGAGAAAUACAUCCUGGCGUGCGACUCGCCGGUGCUGUUCGUGACGACGCCGUACCAGGACAUCCUCUCGCGGGGGCUCGUCGCCGGCGAGCACUACUGGCCGAUCAACCGCACCCGCAUGUGCGGCUCCAUCAAGCUCGCCGUCGACUGGGGCAACGCCCACCCGGCGGCGGCGCGGCGGAUCGGCGAGCGGGGCAGCCGGUUCGUGAGGGAGCAGAUGAGCAUGGACUACGUCUACGACUACAUGCUGCACCUGCUCACCGAGUACGGCAAGCUGCUCCGGUACAGGCCCGCCGUGCCGGAGAAGGCCGUCGAGAUCUGCGCCGCCUCCAUGGCGUGCCCGGCGAAGGGCCGCCGCCGGGAGUGCAUGGACGAGUCCGUGGAGGAGUUCGUCGCCGGAUUCGAGCCCUGCGCGCUGCCGCCGCCGUUCACGGAGGAGGAGGCCAGGGAGAUCGCCGCUAGGGAGGAGAAGGUGCUGAGGAGGGUAGAGAAGAUGGAGGAGAAUAUAGCUAGCUAGUUAGUGGAGUGCAGAAUGAUGAAAUGAGAUUAUCCAAUUUAAUACUAUAAACUUAGAAAGUAUUUUCACCACUCGGUCGGAUAUUCACUUUUUUUAUGUUAUAUAAAUAGUCAUCAAUUUUUUUAAAAAAAAGAUAGAUUAAUAUGAGAUAUAUAACACCUCAAACA